AUGAUAACGAAGGCACCAAUACAUGAAGAUUUUCCCGUCGAUACUAACUCUUCUGUUGCCGAGGUUGCAAGGCAACAGAGCAGUGAUUCCCCCCGAAGUUGCAAGGCAAUAGAGCAGUGGUUGCUCUUGAAGUUGCAAGGCAAUAGAGCAGUGGCUCCCAACAGGGUGGCCUUGCUAUCACACGCCCUCAACACCCCAGCUAUCACACGCCCUCAACACUCCAGCUAUCACACGCCCUCAACACCCCAGCUAUCACACGCCCCUCAACACUCCAGCUAUCACACGCCCUCAACACUACAGCUAUCACACGCCCUCAACACCCCAGCUAUCACACGCCCCUCAACACCCCAGCUAUCACACGCCCUCAACACCCCAGCUAUCACACGCCCCUCAACACCCCAGCUAUCACACGCCCCUCAACACCCCAGCUAUCACACCCCCUCAACACCCCAGCUAUCACACGCCCCUCAACACCCCAGCUAUCACACGCCCUCAACACUCCAGCUAUCACACGCCCUCAACACCCCAGCUAUCACACGCCCCUCAACACCCCAGCUAUCACACGCCCUCAACACCCCAGCUAUCACACGCCCUCAACACCCCAGCUAUCACACGCCCCUCAACACUCCAGCUAUCACACGCCCUCAACACUACAGCUAUCACACGCCCUCAACACCCCAGCUAUCACACGCCCUCAACACUCCAGCUAUCACACGCCCUCAACACUCCAGCUAUCUCACGCCCUCAACACUACAGCUAUCACACGCCCCUCAACACCCCAGCUAUCACACGCCCUCAACACUACAGCUAUCACACGCCCUCAACACUCCAGCUAUCACACGCCCUCAACACCCCAGCUAUCACACGCCCUCAACACCCCAGCUAUCACACGCCCCUCAACACCCCAGCUAUCACACGCCCUCAACACCCCAGCUAUCACACGCCCUCAACACUACAGCUAUCACACGCCCCUCAACACCCCAGCUAUCACACGCCCCUCAACACUACAGCUAUCACACGCCCUCAACACCCCAGCUAUCACACGCCCUCAACACCCCAGCUAUCACACGCCCCUCAACACUACAGCUAUCACACGCCCUCAACACCCCAGCUAUCACACGCCCUCAACACCCCAGCUAUCACACGCCCUCAACACCCCAGCUAUCACACGCCCCUCAACACUCCAGCUAUCACACGCCCUCAACACUCCAGCUAUCACACGCCCCUCAACACCCCAGCUAUCACACGCCCUCAACACUCCAGCUAUCACACGCCCUCAACACUCCAGCUAUCACACGCCCCUCAACACCCCAGCUAUCACACGCCCUCAACACCCCAACUAUCACACGCCCUCAACACCCCAGCUAUCACACGCCCCUCAACACCCCAGCUAUCACACGCCCUCAACACCCCAGCUAUCACACGCCCUCAACACCCCAGCUAUCACACGCCCUCAACACCCCAGCUAUCACACACCCUCAACACCCCAGCUAUCGCACGCCCUCAACACCCCAGCUAUCACACGCCCUCAACACCCCAGCUAUCACACGCCCCUCAACACUCCAGCUAUCGCACGCCCUCAACACCCCAGCUAUCACACGCCCCUCAACACUCCAGCUAUCACACGCCCUCAACACCCCAGCUAUCACACGCCCUCAACACCCCAGCUAUCACACGCCCUCAACACCCCAGCUAUCACACGCCCCUCAACACCCCAGCUAUCACACGCCCCUCAACACUCCAGCUAUCACACGCCCCUCAACACUCCAGCUAUCACACGUCCUCAACACUCCAGCUAUCACACGCCUCAACAUAACACAACAGCUAUAUUGUGUUGUGGGCGUGCGAUAG
This is a messenger RNA of Procambarus clarkii (red swamp crayfish), 1851 nucleotides long. The record is from RefSeq and is a predicted model, not a curated record. Lineage: Eukaryota; Metazoa; Arthropoda; Malacostraca; Decapoda; Cambaridae.